AUGGAUGCUGUUCUGACGCGGAUGAGCUGGACCGUCGGCCAAGCCAUGCUCGGCACCGAGCAUGUUGUGGGACCUUCGGCGGCUAUCGAAACGAUCGUAUCCUCCUUCCCGAGCAGGUGUAGGAAAUGGAGUAUUAAAGAAGAUGUAAUUAGAGGAACCCUCGGCAAAAGGAACCCUCGGCCACGGUUGCUGACCCUCGGCCACGUUGUUGAUGGAUCAGGAUUGAUGGCUCGAUCAAUAACCUUUGAGAAUUCAGCUCCACCACCCAAAAGUCAUCAAGCUGUUGCUCUGACCAAUAACGCCAAUCACUCCGCAUUCUAUCAGUGUGUUUUCUUGGGUUACCAAGACACUCUAUUGGCAAACCACAAUCGACAAUUUUACAAGGACUGUGAUAUCUACGGUAGCGUAGAUUUUGUUUGGGGUUAUGCGAAAGCAGUGUUUCAGGAUUGCCGCUUAUACGCACGCCGAAUCGGCUCCGAUGGCAACAUGGUUACUGCUCAGGGGAAGUAUAGCCCAACCUUGGAUAGUGGAUUUUCAUUCCAAAACUGUAAGGUUACCGUUGACCCUAAUCUAGCACUGCAUAAGAGUGAAGUGUCAGUUGUCCUUGGUCGGCCGUGGAUGGAUUACGCUACGGUCGUGUUCAUGGAGUCAUUCCUGGACACUAUCGUCAAACCAGCAGGGUGGUCGAUCAGAUGGGAUAACAUACCCAAACCCCAUAUAUUCUAUGCAGAGUAUAAUAACUCGGGUCCAGGUGCAAACACAAGUGGAAGGGUCAAAUGGCCAGGGUAUAGAGUGCUCACAAGUGCCGCUGAAGCUAUCCCUUUUACGGUUUCGAAGUUCAUAGACGGAGAUUCUUGGAUACCAGAAACGGGUAUACCAUAUCAGGGUGGUUUAAAUGCGUGA
This is a messenger RNA of Rhododendron vialii, 903 nucleotides long. Its product is annotated as probable pectinesterase/pectinesterase inhibitor 17. NCBI's taxonomy places the organism in Eukaryota, Viridiplantae, Streptophyta, Magnoliopsida, Ericales, Ericaceae. Gene Ontology annotation, biological process: cell wall modification. Bases 1 to 903 code for a protein of 300 amino acids. The transcript has 2 exons. The record is from RefSeq and is a predicted model, not a curated record. Gene Ontology annotation, molecular function: pectinesterase inhibitor activity; pectinesterase activity.